Messenger RNA from Daldinia decipiens, 2012 nucleotides. Its product is annotated as purine-cytosine permease. Bases 1 to 1572 code for a protein of 523 amino acids. The transcript has 3 exons. Lineage: Eukaryota; Fungi; Ascomycota; Sordariomycetes; Xylariales; Hypoxylaceae. Gene Ontology annotation, biological process: transmembrane transport. Gene Ontology annotation, cellular component: fungal-type vacuole membrane; plasma membrane. Gene Ontology annotation, molecular function: transmembrane transporter activity. The record is from RefSeq and is a predicted model, not a curated record.
AUGUCGCCGAACAGAAAUAUGAGGGCCCACGACGUAGAAUCCGAGCAGAAGGCUAAGGGUCCUAAUAUCGACUAUGGCUUCGGCUACGUUAGCGACGGCAAUGCCGUCCACGGCCAGGAGCUCACGGCGGGCCAGUCCGUGUAUGCUAAGCUCCAGCGCUUCGCGGGCAAAUUCGGCGUCGAGCAGAGAGGCAUUGAGCGUGUUCCUAGUGAUGAGAGGACGGACUCGAGUAUGAGCCAGAUCGGCACGCUGUGGUUCUCGGCUAACAUGGUCGUCUCAUCGUUUGCGAUUGGCGCUCUUGCGCUUCCCGUGUUUAACCUGGGGUUCGUGGACAGCGCCUUGACGAUCAUAUUCUUCAACCUCUUGGGUAUCAUGCCGGUCUGCUUCUUCUCGACCUUUGGGCCCCGAUUCGGUUUGCGACAGAUGGUGCUGUCUCGGUUCUACUUUGGUUUCUACGGGGUCAAGUUAAUUGCCAUAUUUAAUAUCCUGGCUUGUAUCGGUUGGUCUGCAGUCAAUGUCAUAGUCGGCGCACAGUUCUUCCAUGCGGUCAACGGAAAUGUGCCUGGCUGGGCUGGCAUCCUGGUCAUCUCCUUUGCAACACUAGCCAUAUGCACAUUCGGCUACAAAGUCGUCCACGUCUACGAGAAGUGGUCCUGGAUCCCGGUAUUAGUCGUGUUCAUGAUCGUAUUAGGCACCUUUGCCCACUCCGGCGAAUUCAACAGCCUACUUCCGCUCGAGACUGGACCCAGCGAAGCAGGUAGCGUACUAUCUUUUGCGGCGUCGGUAUAUGGUUUUGCUACGGGAUGGACAUCCUACGCUGCUGAUUACACAGUAUACCAGCCAGUGAAAAGUUCCCGGAGAUCUAUUUUUCUAUGGACUUUUGCCGGCUUGUUCGUCGCUCUGUGUUUCACCGAGCUUCUCGGUGCUGCUGUAGCUACGGCUAUGGCUACGAACGAAACCUAUGCAGAAGCCUAUGAGGACGCACAAAUCGGCGGCCUACUAGCUCAGGUCCUCGUACCGCGUCUCGGCCGCUUUGGCGAGUUCUGCGUCGUGAUGCUGGGCCUCUCCAUCAUUGGGAAUAACUGCCCGAACGCAUACUCGGUCUCGUUGUCGCUACAAGUAUUGUCGGAGAAGACACAGCGUGUACCGCGCUUCAUCUGGACCUUGCUUAGCACGGCCGUAUACAUCGCAAUUGCAAUCCCGGGGUAUGAUCACUUCGAGAAUACGCUCGAAAGUUUCAUGCUUAUGAUUGGUUACUGGCUAGCCAUCUACGAGGGUGUUUCCCUGACGGAGCACUUCGUUUUCCGGCGCGGCUCCUUCACCCGGUAUAACCCCGAGGACUACGUUAACCCUUCACGUCUGCCUCCCGGGUUUGCCGCCGUCACGGCAUUUUGUGUAGGUGUUGGUGGCGCCGUGCUAGGGAUGGCGCAGCAGUGGUUUACGGGUCCCAUAGGCAAGCUCUGUGGUGCUGCACCGUUCGGAGGCGACGCAGGCUUCGAGCUAGCAUUUGGGUUUGCGGCAGUAAGCUAUCUUGGCCUUAGGGCGAUCGAGAAGGCGUACUUUGGCAGGUAGAGGGGAACAUGCAUAUUAGAUAGGUAGACAUUGGUACAUCAGACUUUAGGGUUACGGCUUGAGUAGUUAUUUACCAAUGGUGUUUUGUGUGUGCUAUUUUGCCACACAUACCUAUCUAGAUGGAGAGGUGUAAAGAGUGUAUAGUACGAUGUAAGAUGGUGGUGGGUGUAACGAGAUGAGAUCAGUUGGGAUGCCGUUAGCAUAGAUUUGUUCGAUACUACGUUGGAAUGAUGAGAAGUGAUGAAGACUUUGUAGACUUUCUGGCGUGUUCUUGUUGAUGUGCUUGAUCGUCUUGUUUUCUGUAUAAGGGACUAUUGGGAUAUAUCGGAUAAGCUGUUGAAGUCUCGUGUUAGUACAUGGUUACCUACCUAACUAAUAUAUCUAAUUGCUAAAGAUAAAAUCCAGCAAAUAGAAAUCUGGGGUUUCUAACCUGUUUGUAG